AUGCCCUCCUCUAUCGCAGGCCGAGUCUAUACGGUCACCGGAGCCUCCUCUGGCAUUGGCCAGGCUACUGCAGUUAAGCUCGCAAAGUUAGGGGCCGCUGGUCUUGCACUUAGUGAUGUAAAUGUUGAAGGCCUUCAGAAGACUAAGGAUGAAUGCUCAAGAUAUGAAUCGAACGUCACUGUCACACGGGUUGACGUCAGUCGGAAUGACCAAGUCACACGCUGGGCAAGCGAGACUGUACAGCAGUUUGGGCGCUUGGAUGGUGCAGCAAACAUUGCUGGAAUUGCAAUGGGAGAUGGAACUACGAACUGCGAAACUAUCAGUCCUGAGAGCUGGGACAGACUGAUGGAUGUGAACCUUAAAGGAGUCAUGCUUUGCAUGCGCGCCCAACUUCCUCACCUUCCUCGGCCCGGGGGUGUGAUAGUCAAUGUCUCGAGCACUUCGGGGCUCCGCGGUCUUCCUCACAAUGCGGCAUACUCAUCUAGCAAAUUUGGCGUAAUCGGCUUGAGCGCGUCGGCUGCCGGGGAGUUUGGGCCGCUUGGGAUCCGCAUCAAUUCUUUGCUGCCGGGGCCUGUCGAUACCGCGAUCUUUCGUGAUGGAGAAGCUAGGGGCCUAUUUGACUCGCAGAUUUUGAGUAAAGCCACAUGCCUGGGGCGUAUGGGCCAGGCACACGAGAUAGCGAACGUUUUGUGCUUCCUACUUUCUGAUGAUGCCUCGUACGUAACAGGAGCACAUUGGACUGUGGAUGGAGGAUACAGCGCAUGUUGA
This is a messenger RNA of Aspergillus fischeri NRRL 181, 768 nucleotides long. RefSeq names its product SDR family NAD(P)-dependent oxidoreductase. Lineage: Eukaryota; Fungi; Ascomycota; Eurotiomycetes; Eurotiales; Aspergillaceae. The transcript has 5 exons. The coding region runs from base 1 to 768 and encodes 255 amino acids. Gene Ontology annotation, molecular function: oxidoreductase activity. The record is from RefSeq and is a predicted model, not a curated record.